Porites lobata is the source of this 905-nucleotide messenger RNA. The record is from the annotation of a GenBank genome assembly. Lineage: Eukaryota; Metazoa; Cnidaria; Anthozoa; Scleractinia; Poritidae.
AAACGACCGACGUACAUGUCAUCAGAUGUCGUGUUGGGCUCAAGAGCUUUUAAAAGAAAGCCCUCACCCGAUGCCUUCAACAGCUUCUUCAGUCUCUCCCUUUUUGGAUAACGAAAAAGAACAGUGAGAUUUCUUAUUACCUAACGAUAGACAUUAUGCGAUCACGUUCUCCAAGCUUGGUUCAAAUGACGAUGAUUGUGAUUCUUUUGGGAUUGUUGUUUGCGGAUGAAGUUAUGUCCAGUCCUUUUAUAUAUAGCCAGGAAUAUUGUCAACUGAACCCGGAAUACUGCAAAAAGAGAAACGCUGAGAUUCCAGGGAAGGUACGUGUCCUACAUAUUGUUAAAAAAGUAACAUACCAAGUCGCCAUGUCGGAAAAAUAGCUUAACUGUGAUGAACACAAUACAACUAGUUGGUUAUCUUAUUCUAGAAAAAUCAUCUUUCAGCCAUCCUUAGAAAAACACCUGCUUAAUUACCGUGCUAAAGUGUACAAGCAGGAGUUGAAUUAGAGGUUCCACCUUCGUUUUUUCCCAGGGGUGAGAGAAAAUACGCCCCACCACACACCCCCAUCUCCAAUACCCUUAAUGUACAAUUUGUGCAAUAACAAUUUUAGCUCUUUGUUUAUUUAUUGAGGCACAUUUAGGCAAAGUUUAAUUUAGGCCAGCACUCACCUCCUGCUGUCUUGUGUCAAGGACACGGCGGUUCGUAUGGGUUCGACAGACAUUAGUGCUGAAAGCAAUUCAUAAAUUAACCAUAUUUGUUUUAAGGGAUAUUGUUAUAGCCGGGUUACCUUAAUCGGUCGGGUACCAGCCUUUAAGGCGGAAGGCCCGGGUUCGAUUCCCGGUCGGAGACAGAGACAUACACCCCGGUGGUACGGGGCACCUUUCAUGGAUUGGGAGUGUGAUUAA